AUUAUUAUUAUGUCCAUAGUAGUAAGAAUAACUCUACUCAGUGCUGUUGACAAGUGUGCAGGUUCUAAUUAUGGCGAGCCACACACUCUGCAAAUGGAACACAGUCUAACUGCACAAUUUUAAGGAAUGUUUAACUGUUCAGUAUUUCAGCUUUUUGAUUGUAUAACCUUUGUAAAUAAUGAUGAUACACUGAAAUGUGUGUCUAUUUUGCAUGUUCAUUGGGGUCACUUUCACCUUGAAACACCAUUCAAAUACUGCAGUCCAGACACUCAAUACAGAGAGGCUGUCUGUAACCCUGCUCUGAACUUUAUGUUGCCACAGGGGCUUCACAAGAUUCAAAAUGGCAUUGCUUUGGAAAAUCUCUUGCGUUGAUCGUUGAUGGUUGAUGGGAGAGGCCCCCCGCUCCCCUGUGCUAUACACGUCUCACCACUCCCCUGUGCUGUACACACUCCUGCUCCUCUGUGCUAUACAUGUCUCACCGCUCUCCUGUGCUGUACACACUCCUGCUCCCCUGUGCUAUACAUGUCUCACCGCUCUCCUGUGCUGUACACACUCCUGCUCCCCUGUGCUAUACACGUCUCACCGCUCUCCUGUGCUGUACACACUCCUGCUCCCCUGUGCUAUACACGUCUCACCGCUCCCCUGUGCUAUACACGUCUCACCACUCCCCUGUGCUGUACACGUCUCACCGCUCUCCUGUGCUGUACACACUCCUGCUCCCCUGUGCUAUACACGUCUCACCGCUCCCCUGUGCUGUACACACUCCUGCUCCCCUGUGCUAUACACGUCUCACCGCUCUCCUGUGCUGUACACACUCCUGCUCCCCUGUGCUAUACACGUCUCACCACUCCCCUGUGCUGUACACACUCCUGCUCCUCUGUGCUAUACACGUCUCACCGCUCUCCUGUGCUGUACACACUCCUGCUCCCCUGUGCUAUACACGUCUCACCGCUCCCCUGUGCUGUACACACUCCUGCUCCCCUGUGCUAUACACGUCUCACCGCUCCCCUGUGCUGUACACACUCCUGCUCCUCUGUGCUAUACACGUCUCACCGCUCUCCUGUGCUGUACACACUCCUGCUCCCCUGUGCUAUACACGUCUCACCGCUCUCCUGUGCUGUACACACUCCUGCUCCCCUGUGCUAUACAUGUCUCACCACUCUCCUGUGCUGUACACACUCCUGCUCCCCUGUGCUAUACACGUCUCACCGCUCUCCUGUGCUGUACACACUCCUGCUCCCCUGUGCUAUACACGUCUCACCGCUCCCCUGUGCUGUACACACUCCUGCUCCUCUGUGCUAUACACGUCUCACCGCUCUCCUGUGCUGUACACACUCCUGCUCCCCUGUGCUAUACACGUCUCACCGCUCCCCUGUGCUGUACACACUCCUGCUCCUCUGUGCUAUACACGUCUCACCACUCUCCUGUGCUGUACCCCCCCCCACUCCCCUGUGUUAUACACGCCUCACCACUCCCUUGUGUUAUACCAGCAUCACCACUCCCUUGUGCUGUACAUGCCUCUCGCUCCCAUGUGCUGGACACAACUCUCCUGUAUAUGUCUUGUAUGAUCCUCUCCUGCUGUUUUGUGCUCAGAUCACUACACUAAUGUCUUCUUUAACCUGGUUUGAAGCCUGUUAAUUUUGUGAGAGACGUUUCAUUUACUGACUCAAUCACCACAGUUGCAGAGGGAGAGCUGCAGGAUUGAGUAGUGGAGCUGCUGCUCAGUGAUUUAGACCAAUGGUGCACAACGUGGGGGGACACGACUACGACUAGAGGCAGUUCAAUAAAAUUAUUAUUUUUUUUAAGGAUAGAAAAUUUUAAGUAAGUACAUAAAUAACAGGUAAUUAGUCCAAGUUAUUACCUUUAAAUUGAGCCGUUGACGAUCACUCUAGGAUUUGUAGAACCGGAGUGGUGAGUGUCAGUGAAACUGCAAAGAACAGAGCUGAAAUUGCAGCUUCCAUGUAUUUAUAUUUUAAUAGUGUUUUUCCCAGAUUUAAUGUAAAUCUUUUUUUUUGUUUUCUGGAUUUAAGAAAGUUCUGAUUUAGUUUAAUACAUAAAUGUUAACAAACACAUUGUUAAAGGUUUUGAAAUGUGUACAUUUUGUGGCAUUGUAAUGUGCAGGGGAGGCGGGGAAGCAGACAUUGACUCUGAGUGUAACAGCAGCUCUGCAGCACACAAUGCCAAGUCAAGCACUUCAAUGGGCUCAUAUACUUCAGAUUUAGCUGGCAAAAUAAAUAUUUAUUUUGUGAAAACCCAGAUUUAUUUUUUCAGAUUUAAUUG
Polyodon spathula (Mississippi paddlefish) is the source of this 2280-nucleotide messenger RNA. RefSeq names its product extensin-1-like. The record is from RefSeq and is a predicted model, not a curated record. NCBI's taxonomy places the organism in Eukaryota, Metazoa, Chordata, Actinopteri, Acipenseriformes, Polyodontidae. The transcript is spliced from 2 exons. The coding region runs from base 471 to 1568 and encodes 365 amino acids.